Messenger RNA from Daldinia decipiens, 629 nucleotides. RefSeq lists its product as uncharacterized. The coding region runs from base 153 to 629 and encodes 158 amino acids. The record is from RefSeq and is a predicted model, not a curated record. NCBI's taxonomy places the organism in Eukaryota, Fungi, Ascomycota, Sordariomycetes, Xylariales, Hypoxylaceae. The transcript has 2 exons.
UCAUCAAGAGUCUUCUACAACGUAACAUCAGAAGCAUAAGUAUAUAGAUGCUGAGUGUGUACAGCUUAAAUAACCCUUUGAUGAUAGAAUAUGUGUGUUUUGGUUUAUAGAUCUAAUACAGCGGUCAGUAAUUCUUUAACUAUAUAUUUGAGAUGAGUAGCAGUAUGAAAACCUCGAUGCUUAAGCAUUGGAGGAAUAGUAGCAUCUCUCUUGGCCGCAGCGGAAGCAAAAGAGAAAAAGGCGAGAAUAAGACUGCAAGGAGACGGUCCACCCAGAUCGUUGUAUCCCCUCUCAGCACGAUCGAGCCUCCCGAGGCGCCUUCAGAAGUGAUGGAUAGUACGGCAACCAUGAGUGAGGCCACGCCCCCGUCAAAGGGAAUUAGCCUCCACGUAACAGUAUACAUUGCGCCUGAGAACGUCGGAAGGUUUUUAGUUGCAUUCAAAACUAUAUUCGACGUUGUGGCUGCCGAGCCCGAAUGUCUUUUCUUCGAAGUGUUUAAGUCCGUGGAAGAGCCAGGGAAGUUAAGCUGGAUAGAAAACUGGUCAAAAGAUAUACAAUGGUUCCUACAGGUCAGUCUCCGUUGUCUUACCCCCGAGUCGUUGAAUGGGACGAAUAAGAAUCAAACCUAA